AGCUCGCGCACGCAUGUUGGUUGCACACGCUCAUUCGCGGCAGAACAGAGAUCUUUCGCGUCCAUGGGAAGGAUUGCUGUGAGAUCACGACAUAAAUAUCACUUUAAUUGACAAACUUUACGCAAAGAGAUUCGAACAUGAACGGAAUUACUCCCUCUAAUGUCAAAAGAAGAGCAAAGAAGGCAAACUCACGUAAACACCGGAGUGUCUUUCUUCCAGGUGAAGAUCAAUCAGACAUGGGAGCCAUGAAGAGGUUCAGUACCUUAUUUUCGUCCUUCCGGGGAAAAGUCAGCAAAGACAGAACUGAUAAGGAACCAGAUCUACCUGCUAGCACAGAGCUCUCUUCCGUGGAAGAAAAGGCAAAGGAGCAGCGAUACGCUAGUGGGCAGUUUUUCUUCGAAUAUCUGGUGGUGGUUCGGCCUAAAAAGACCAAAGAUGGGAUAUAUGAGCCACAGAUCAUCUAUCAGUUCCCUAAGAAGGAUGGAAUGGUGCGAUUUCAGAAGGAGGAGGAAGAGAAGACGUUAAAGGCGCUCACACUCUUUUGCUUUCCAGAGGGUGUAAACUGGGCGCCCUUAACAGAAUAUUCCAGUGAAACAUUCUCUUUCGUGCUUACAGAUGUUGAUGGAAUGAGGAAGAAUGGCUACUGUAGGAGGCUACUGCCUGAUGGGAAGGGGGCUCGUCUGCCUGAGGCCUACUGUAUCAUCAGUAAUUUAGCCUGUUUUGGACUCUUUUCCAAGAUCUUUGAUGAGGUGGAGCAGCGCAGAAAAUUCUCAAUGGCAAUGAUUUACCCAUUUAUGCAGAGCCUGAGGGAAUCAGCAUUCCCUGCCCCUGGACACACUGUUAAUAUCAAAAGCUUUAUUCCAGAAAGAGGCACUGAGAUCAUCAGUUUGACUCGUCCGACAGACUCCUGGCUGGAGCAUGUAGAUUUCCGCACAUUGUUCAAAUGCCUGUCAGAUGAGGAGGUGCUCCAAGUGUUUGCUGCUGCUGUGCUAGAGCGGAGGAUCAUCUUCAUCGCUGAUGAGCUUGGGACGUUGUCUCAGGUGAUUCACGCAGUGACUGUUCUCCUGUAUCCAUUCAUCUGGCAGCACACGCUCAUUUCCAUCGUUCCCGAGAUUCUAAUCGAUGUCGUCAUGGCACCCACACCGUACCUGCUGGGUGUCCAGAAAAGUCUCGCAGAUCAGGCCACUGACCAGACCGAGCUGCUUGUUGUUGACUUGUCAGAAGGCAGGAAGGAGACAUUUAUCAAGAGUAUGGGAGAUGAGGACACAAUCUUACCUCACAAACUCAAAGAUGAAAUCAAGCAGGCCCUCAGUACCAAAAAUGAGAAUUCAAGUCUUGAGGAGUUGAACCGGGUGGUCCCAGAAGCUUUCCUGCCAUUCUUUAUCAAGACUGUCGGUCACUUCGCUAAGUACAUUGUGCGGGGCGAGUUCCAGCGAACUAAUUUCUGUAAAACAAUAGAAUCCAAGAACACAAGACGGUUUGUGAAGAAAUUUGUACAGACGCAGAUGUUCGAUCUCUUCGUUCAGGAAAUGGAACAGAGACCUGCCUCUCAGGACGGCACAGGGUUUUUUGACAAAAAGAUUGCUGAAUACUACAAAAAGAUGAGGGAGAAAGCCAAGAAACACUAGUGGAAGCACUCGCCAAAGUAGCUGGUUGUAAAUCUUGUGUGAAAUAAAUCAGUCAGUAGUAAAUAAUUUUAAGGAAUGUAGAUAGAAUUAAAUGUCAGAUUAUUUUUUAUUUAUGUUGUCGUGUUUAGUUGUCAUACUUUUACUGCUGUUUGUCAUUUGUGUCAGGGUCUUGUUGGGGAUUAUGGGUAACUGUAUUGUGAUAAGCUGCUGUAUUUAAUGCAUGUAAGGCUUAUUUUGACCAGAAGGUUCAAUGUCACAGAAACUGAGCCAUUGGAAACAUGCUGAAUUCAAAAAUAAAACAGAUUCAGUGAAUGAAAUGAAAUAAAAAAAAUAAAUUUCAUCUCCAUAUUUCAAGAAUGAUUGUAAAUGCACUGAAAUAUGUCAAACUAUUUAACAUGUUUCUUUUCAAAUUAAAAGGAAAAACUUA
Onychostoma macrolepis is the source of this 2055-nucleotide messenger RNA. It is a transcript of the gene dennd2da, whose product is annotated as DENN/MADD domain containing 2Da. Gene Ontology annotation, cellular component: cytosol; nucleoplasm. The transcript has 13 exons. Lineage: Eukaryota; Metazoa; Chordata; Actinopteri; Cypriniformes; Cyprinidae. The coding region runs from base 138 to 1628 and encodes 496 amino acids. The record is from RefSeq and is a predicted model, not a curated record.